GGAACUUUAACUCCUAAACCGAAAGUAUGAGAUCUGCUGUAGUGAACUAGCUCGGGGCAUAUUUACUUCAUAUCGGAUCGUCAAUUGACAGUGGAUUUCAAUAAUAAAGAUAUCACCAUAGCUGCGGAAGUGUUUGGCAAUAUGAUUAGCGUGUUCACAGCAAUUCUGGUGGCCUUCUCCAGUUUCGCUUGUGUCGUAAGCGGAGCGGAUGAUGAUUUCAACAUUGAUGUGGUGCAACAGAAUGCCCAAGUGUACCAUGAGCAAAGUAUGAGAAAUAAUGAGUUCAAUUACGGCUAUCAGGUGGAAAAUGUAAACAAUCAGUUUCAGCAUAAGGUGAAGGGACCGGACGAUGUGACAUAUGGAUGCUACGGCUAUAUUGAUCCGAAUAACGAGAAACAAUUGGUUUACUACGUGGCCGACCGUCAGGGGUACAGAAUAGUGACGCCCGAUAGACCAACAAAAAUUUUUACCGAUCGGGUUGCCAAUAGCAUCGAUAAGCUCGACGAUCAGUUGAAGGGUAAGACUCUUGACGAAAAGGUUGUUGCAUGGAAUGACCUAUUUUUACCGGAGUCCUGUCGAAGGCUCAACGACAUACUCACUAUCACUCACGCUUCGAAGAAUGGUAGUGUAGCUCAAGGUUCGGCCAGUAGUAAUAUCAUUUCACGAUUUCAACCUGUGAGUCCAGCGACGCCGCCACGAAGUUCACCAACGUCAUCUGUGAUUUUUACUACCGCCACAUCAACACCCGUUAUAGCAAGUACAACGCAGCAUCCGACUGCACCACCUACGCCUGUAUUUACGACAACGACUACGACUGCUCGACCGACAACCGUGAGUUCCUCAACGGUACGUAUUAUCCCUGCAAUACCUAGUACUAUUAGUACCGUGGGUAUUGCCCGUACAACCAGCACAGUACCAGUUACUCAGCGCCCAACUACAACAUUGAUACCACCGAUAGCUGCCCCCACAGCAUCUAAUCGAAACGGAUUCCCACAGCUUCCCGCUCCCACGAAUCCAAACAGCAACCGCAAUGAUCAAAACCAAGGUUUGAAUCUCGGUCCAUUCAAUGGCUAUGUUUAUCCGAUUCACGGUGAUUGUGAAGCCUCCGCAUACAAUGUCAAACAGCUAAUGGCACAGAUGGAAAUACUGAAUGCUAAAGUUUUGGAACUGACUAAAAAUAUUCAGGAUUUGCAAGAUGCAGGCACAGCCCGGAGUCCAUCAUGUGAAUCCUGGUUGGCACGUCAGCAGUUUCCUCUGCUAGUGUAUGUUCCAAUCUUACUGCCCUAUCUCGGCAACAACUUGGCCUGGAAUGUACCGUUGAGCACGCAAAAUUCGGCCAGUAGUACCUUCCAAAAGAUGUGCACUGUGUGUCAAUAAAUAUAUGUAAAUGAUU
This is a messenger RNA of Malaya genurostris, 1393 nucleotides long. RefSeq lists its product as uncharacterized. The transcript has 4 exons. The coding region runs from base 142 to 1377 and encodes 411 amino acids. Lineage: Eukaryota; Metazoa; Arthropoda; Insecta; Diptera; Culicidae. The record is from RefSeq and is a predicted model, not a curated record.